This is a messenger RNA of Cyphellophora attinorum, 1335 nucleotides long. RefSeq lists its product as uncharacterized. The record is from RefSeq and is a predicted model, not a curated record. The transcript has a single exon. NCBI's taxonomy places the organism in Eukaryota, Fungi, Ascomycota, Eurotiomycetes, Chaetothyriales, Cyphellophoraceae. Bases 1 to 1335 code for a protein of 444 amino acids.
AUGACGGAUGCUCACACGCAGAGUGGAACGGAGGCGGAGGCUGCUGAGUCAAAGUCUAGCAAGCGGCGAAGGCUUACUGCGGAGCAGCUUGCGCACAAGCGAGAACUUGAUCGUCGGGCCCAGCGCAACAAUCGCGAAAAGACCAGGAGCCGCAUCGCACACCUUGAAAGCAUAGUUGAAGCUUUGCAGGAUCGCGAUCAUGAUAAACUUGUGGUCCAGAUUGAUGAUCAGAAGACGGAGAUCGAGCGAUUGAAGGGCUUGCUGAGCGGCGUCGCCAAUAUCGUCAAGGGCAUCGAUAGCGCCGCCUCAAGUCAGAACGGCAAAAGCGAGUACGUCGAGCACGUCAACGGCGACAAUGAAGAUGCUCCGAAGUGUACUAAGCGACUUUGCAAGUCUCCGGUGAAAGUCGAGGAUGAUGACACUUCAAUGGUCGAGACACCUCAACAGUCUCAGCAGGAUGACAGCAACAAUGGAGCGGAGGUGGCCGCAGCUGCGAAAAGUCCCGUAGAUACAACGACUAUGCAACUCGUCAAUCAGUCGCAGAUUCAGCACGAGUCGAUUACCCAGAUGGCCACCUCGAUCUUCGGCAAUACUGACCUCGAUGGGCGGAUGUGGUACGUUUGUGGAGUGAUCCUUCGAUAUAUUCUCGCGACUACCACACCUGCUCAGAUCGACUACGCACACGAUGAAGACAUUGCGAUCCGAGCUGUGUUCGAGGGCUGGUCUUCGGUCGUCGAGAAGUAUCCCCUCGACCGUGGCUGGCAAUGGCUGAAAGAAGUCGACGAACGGAUCUACUUCCAUCGUUGGGCGCCUUUUCGACUUAUGCAUUUGCGAAAUUGUCGGCUUAUCUUCCUUCGCCAGAUGAUGCUGGGCCACACCAAAGGAGCUAAGGGUCUACCUAAUUUCUUCGCGCCAAGACCAGCAGAGGAGAACAUUGAGCAUGAUCCACUUGUCGAGUACUUCCCGUGGCCAGGUCUGCGCGAACGUAUGCUCUUCCGACCAACGAUGUUUGCUACCAACAAGUUCAUGGACAACUUGCGCUGUGAGAUUGACUUCUCGUGGGGAAGCGAUCCGCACCAGUUAUAUACACUGGAUCCGACUACGAAGACGUACACCUACUCGGACUGGUUCCACAGUCGGAUCAUCGACCUUAGGUGCUAUCCAGGGACAGUAGACUUUUUCGAGAGCUUCCCAGAGCUGAAGGCCGACAUUCCAAUGAAAGAUGGGACCAGUCUGACAAGGCUGCGACUUGGCUAUCGCGACGAAGAGGAGAAGGUAGCGGCAGAGAGGGCGAGGAGGGAAAGCAGAGCGACGGACUGGGGUUUCAGCGACUGA